This is a messenger RNA of Penicilliopsis zonata CBS 506.65, 1337 nucleotides long. RefSeq lists its product as hypothetical. The record is from RefSeq and is a predicted model, not a curated record. Gene Ontology annotation, biological process: lipid biosynthetic process. Gene Ontology annotation, molecular function: oxidoreductase activity; iron ion binding. NCBI's taxonomy places the organism in Eukaryota, Fungi, Ascomycota, Eurotiomycetes, Eurotiales, Aspergillaceae. The transcript has 4 exons. The coding region runs from base 37 to 1116 and encodes 359 amino acids.
CCCCCCCCAUCCUGUUUUGCAUCUUGGAUCGUCACCAUGGCAUUCGCCGACCUUCCUCCCCUGUCUUCCUACGAUGUCUAUGAGAAGGCACCUCUGCUGAGCUUCGUCUCGGAUAAGGCGCUGGCCAUUAUGCUCCCGCCCAUUUCCUACGCCGUCUUCUCCAUCCUGUGGGAAUGGAUCGACCGCAGCGAGCUCCUGACAAAGUACAAGCUAUACCCGCCCGAGGAGAUGACCAAGCGCAAUCGUAUCUCCAAGUGGGAGUGUUUGCGCGGCGUCGUGGCCUACCAUGUGAUGCAGAUCGCGGUCACUGUAGCCCUAACGUGGAAUGACGACGGCAAGACUUACGGAGGCCAGGAGCAGUUCUACAUCCUGCGCUGGGCCUCGAAGCUUCGCAUCCUGCAGCACAUGUUGCCCAGCCUGUUGGCCUUGUUCGGUGUCGACUCACUGGCUUGGAGUUCCAAGGUCCAAGCUACCUCGCCCACGCUGUCGGCCGUGCUCUCUGGGGGGGACUACACCGGUUUGAAGAACAACGCGACCGCAACCGGCAGCCUACUCGCCCAGUCGGUGCCUCUCGUUCAGGGCUUUGCUCCGUGGGAGAUUGUUGGUGGCAAGGCGCUGUACUAUAUACUGGUGCCUGCCUUUCAGCUGUGGAUGUGCUUCUUCAUUGCCGAUACUUGGUUCUACUUUGGUCACCGAAUGAUGCACAACUACAAAUGGCUCUACAAAAACUUCCACUCGAUGCACCACCGGCUCUACAUCACCUAUGCUUUCGGCGCUGUGUACAGUCAUCCUGUGGAGGGCUUCCUAGUAGACACAAUCGCUUUCACUCUCGGGGUGGUGCUGUCGAACCUGUCGAUCCGACAGGGGAUGGUGUUCAACGUCCUGGCGACGUGGAAGGCGCUGGUGGACCACUGCGGAUACGCGCUGCCAUGGGACCCCUUUGAGCUGGUCACGGCGGCGGACUCGAAGUUUCACGAUGUGCACCAUCAGACAUGGGGGCUUAAGAGCAACUUUGCCCUCUUUUUCACCUUCUGGGACCAGCUGCUGGGGACAGCCAAGGAGUCGCGAUACGGGCGGGAGACCAUGAUCAAAGCGGAUGACAAGAUAGAGGAAUAAGCUGGCUGAGCUGAAGCAUGACGGUCGUUUAUGGAGCAGAGGUAGAGAGGACGGAUGCGAUCGAGCUAUUCGACGCCAGAUGAUGAUCUGAUGAGGUAGAUGGAAGUUUGGACUAUAGGAGGUAGUAACUUAUGAUCUGGACAGUCUAAAUGUACUGAAUAAAAAUAACUGAAAAUCGCCUGGUUUCUUCAAUUUGAAAAUGCUUGGAUACUUCAAAUUAC